UGGGGUCCCUCUUGUAACAGUUCCCAGUUGAAGUCGAAAGCGAGAUCUGAAAUUUGCUGCGAGUCUCAGCAUUUUGUUGUCGAAUCACACUAUUCCUGCGAAGUCUGGAUGUUUUCGAAUCGAAAGAAAGACCCGAAGUAUUGUUUCUUGAUAUCGAGGAGGUCUGUCUGAAGUGAUCUCAAUCCCUAAGAGCGAAACGGGUUGAAGAGUUGUGUCAUUUUGUGAUCAGUUUGAGCGAAGCUCCCAGACGAGUGUUUCGCAUGCGUGUCUAGAUUUUAAAAAGGCGAUCGACUAUACAGGAUCUAACACGUCCUUCGUGAUCCUGCAGCAUUACGUUUCCUCAAAAGGCGUGAUGAGGUGCUUCUGACAGCGGCGAAGACGAGAGAGGAGAGGAGAGCGUGGAGGAAGAAGUGUCGAAUUAAUUUGUUGGCGAUCGAAAAAGGUGCCAAGCCUUGGUGUGGUGGGUCCCAUGGAGCAUUGGUCCUUACACUAAAGAUAUGUCCCUAGUACAUCACAGCACAUGAGUGACGUCGAUCUGAGCCUUCGUCAGCUCCUGGCUUCUUACGAUUCGGCAUCAGCCAGACCUAGACAGUCUCACAUUCAAAGGACCUGAAAGAUGGCUCUCAUAGGUCACGGUGGCACCGACAUUAUCCGCCAGUUGGUGGGUAAUGUGGUGAACGUCUUCAAAAAGAAACGUGCACCAUGCACAUCUCCUUGUGAUGGACUUAUCCUCAAGAUGCACUACCAGUGGACAUUUUGGUUAUUGCUGGCUGGGUUCUCUACAGUUUGGUACUCUUGGUAUCACAGAGAUGUUAUCACUUGCGUGUCUCACUUCAAUGCCGAGACACAAGUGCGACUUGACUACAUCAAUAUCUGUCUCUCCUACCCAUAUGUAGAAGAGGAUGGUCCAGAUCGUCGUAGGUUCCUGCUGUUUUACAGAUGGAUUCAUUGGACACUUUUGGUGCUAGCUGGCAUUUAUUACAUACCUAGAAAAAUUUCAAAGAAUUCAGAAAAUCCCAAAGUCAAGAAGCUUAUCGAGGAUCUUGCAGUAAAUUCUCAUCGAUAUGAUCAGAUUGAAAAAGAACUUGUGGAUAGAGCUGCCCGGUAUAUUGCUUACAAUCUUAAAACACACAAUGGACUUUAUUAUAAAUUUGUCAUAUGUAAUGUUGUAGCAUUAAUUGUUGACAUUAUAAGCUUUCAGUUCUUAGACUUUGUCUUCCAAGGAAGAUUUGUUCACUAUGGAUGGAUGGCUUACCCAUAUACUCGAAAUCCAGUUGAUUUCUCAGAUUAUAUGUCUAGAACUUUCCCUCCAUUUGUAAAAUGUGAACUUGGUGUCCAGAAUAAGUUGGUUGGCAAAAGAACAGAGGUGUUUGGUUGCCACCUGACUGUGAUGGAGCUCUAUGAAAAAGUGUUCCUGUUUGUAUGGAUCUGGUUAAUUAUCUUGACAGUACUGACUUGCUGUUACUUGAUAUUCUUGGGCUUCAUGUGGCUUCCAUACUUCCGACUAAUGAUGUUGAAGGUUGCCAAGCCUCUCAAUGCCAAAGAUACAGUGAGCAACACUAUAGUCUCUGUUGUAAACUGCUGCAAAAUCGGCGAUGUUUAUUUAUUAUAUCGUUUGAAACAGCAUUUAAGUCACGCCCGUUUUUAUGAGCUCUUGACACGUCUUGCUGAUCCUGAACUUGUCAAGACAAUGCUCGAAGACCCUGCCGACAGAGCCGUCCAUGCCAGGAACCAAGACAAUCUACGAAACAGGGGGAAGCCAAUGAUGACUCCAGGAGUACCAAAAGGAAAAUUUAGUAAUCCAAACGAUCUCUUCAUAACCCAGGAUUAUGGACGACCCAACACAAGUAUUCUUGUGGAGUAACAAAUUGAACAAUUAGGUGUGCUGGGAACACAAGUACUUACCAUGCUACUCGGGGAAAGCUGAUAAUCUUUGUUAAAAGUGGUAGCGUGUCUUGAUUGACAAAUGUUGCUAUAAACUCUAAAGCUUCCCAAAGUAUGUGGCUCAUUAGUGAUAUAAAAUAUUUUGACUGUGGUAUUUUUAUAGUUAGCGGUCUUAAGUGUUGAAUGUGGUAUUGUGAGGACCGUCCAAAUGUGUUUUUUUCAUGUGUUCAUGUUUUAAAUCGGCUUUGUAAUUUUAUUUAUAAAUGUCUUAAACUGGACAAUUUUUUUAUGGCUACAGGUGAAAGUGCAUUUGCAUUGCAUUUGAAAAUGACAUGAUGUGAGUGAGUGGUGUAAAUGUGACUUUUGAUAGGUUAUUGUUUGCCUUUUUAUCACUGAUUGGGUUUUAGCCUUUUUCGCUGAUAAAUGCAUUUUCAUGACUGCUCUUUUAAUAAUUGGAUGACUAAAGUUUCAAGAAUAUGCUACAAGAUUCUUGAUUAAUUUUAUGACUGCCAAUUUUUUUUAUUUUUGAUAAUUGAAGCUUAUUAGUGUUCCUCAACCAUUGAUUGUCUCAGCAUUUGUUAAACAAUGUACACUUAUUAAGGUCACAAAAUAUUGAGUUGAAUUUUGACUUUUGAUUAUGUACAUAAAUUUAAGGUCAAUGGAGCAUGAGUGAUUUACUUGCUUGCCAUUUCAGUGUAAAGGACAAUUAUAAAAAAAAUGCUUUUCAUAUUUUUUGUUUAAAUAGUAAUUGACACCACAAUUAUUGCCUGAUGAAAUAGCUGUUGUCUUGAAGCAUGCAGACCUUUUCAUAAUUGUGAAAGAUUACCACACAUAAGAAGAAUACUAAACUUAAGAGGCAAAAUAAAUUUUUUUUUAAGUUAUGCCAAAACAGAGUAGCAUUUUUAUUCACAAAUUAGAAUUACUGGUGAAGUACUUACACUUCAAGUUUCCUUAGAGAUCUACAAGAAAAGGAAAACUCCAGUCACAAACUAGUGUCAGUUUAAUUUCAACAUCUUUGUAAUGUAUCGAGUCAAUGUUUUUAGCAUAUGUAAUGACCCAUUUGUGAAGGGAUUACACAUCCCACAAAACUUUCUGACUGACUAUUGUAGAUUAUAGUUGUGCCUCCAAGUAAAGUGAAGAGAUCUAGAGAAUCCAAAUCUAAAGAUAAAAGCCAAAGGAUAUGGUAAAAUUACUUGAUCUUUUGGUGCACAAUGUAAUGCCAAAAUUGUCCACUGAAAGCAUUGCAUUCUCUGCAAUUGGUGCAAAUAAUAUUUUUCUUUUUUAAA
Messenger RNA from Macrobrachium nipponense, 3170 nucleotides. RefSeq names its product innexin inx2-like. The transcript is spliced from 4 exons. NCBI's taxonomy places the organism in Eukaryota, Metazoa, Arthropoda, Malacostraca, Decapoda, Palaemonidae. Gene Ontology annotation, cellular component: gap junction; plasma membrane. Gene Ontology annotation, molecular function: gap junction channel activity. The coding region runs from base 617 to 1864 and encodes 415 amino acids. The record is from RefSeq and is a predicted model, not a curated record.